Messenger RNA from Cariama cristata (Red-legged seriema), 1159 nucleotides. Its product is annotated as potassium voltage-gated channel subfamily KQT member 1-like. The annotation marks the transcript as partial. Gene Ontology annotation, molecular function: voltage-gated potassium channel activity. Gene Ontology annotation, biological process: potassium ion transport; transmembrane transport. NCBI's taxonomy places the organism in Eukaryota, Metazoa, Chordata, Aves, Cariamiformes, Cariamidae. The transcript has 7 exons. Gene Ontology annotation, cellular component: membrane. The record is from RefSeq and is a predicted model, not a curated record.
CAUGUCCGUGUGAAGAAGAGUAAUGGUAUUCAUGGAGCACAUUACAUGGAUUGCAAAGUGCUCUACAGACAACUGAACUACCUAGCAUAUUUGCAAGACAGGUAUUACCUCAUUUUCAAUCUGCAGCUGGAAAAUGAAAAGUACAGGGAGUACUGCUACAUGAACUUGGAGCUCAAGCCUAUACCCCUUUCCGAGAUCCCUAACUGCCCACAAAUAUCCUGGGAUAGUGAAGAAACUGUUGGGCACCCCGUGUAUAACUGCUGUGGAGAAGUUCAAGGCUCCACUUCCCAGCUUAGCAGUCUGAAUGGAAAUAGGAAAUCUGCAGCAUUGCUGGAAGUCAGAGGGAAAUUAAGCAAUAUGCAGUAUUCUUCCGUGGCAGUGGAUCCAGAAACCUCGGUGAAUAAUGGGUCCGGGAUUCCCCGCAGCCCUAAGGAAGGCACAAAGACUGCAACCUUGACAGAAAAUGAAGUCUACAGGGCCUGUACAACGAAGUGUUUCCAUAGCCGUUAUUUAACUAAAACUAGUACGCAGGGAGAUGUCUACAACUUCCUGGAGAGGCCCAGUGGAUGGAAGUGUUUUAUCUAUCAUUUUACUGUAUUUCUCCUGGUGCUGAUUUGUUUAAUAUUCAGUGUACUGUCUACUAUAGAACAUUAUUCUGAAUUUGCCUCUGGAACCCUUUUCUGGAUGGAAAUAGUUCUGGUUGUCUUUUUUGGUGCUGAAUAUGUGGUCCGAUUGUGGUCUGCAGGCUGCAGGAGUAAGUACGUUGGCUUCCAGGGAAGAAUACGGUUUGCCAGAAAGCCAAUAUCAAUUAUCGAUCUAAUUGUGGUAGUCGCCUCAAUUAUUGUUCUGAGCAUAGGAUCUAAUGGACAGGUAUUUGCCACCUCAGCAAUAAGAGGAAUCCGAUUUCUCCAGAUACUUCGCAUGCUUCAUGUAGAUCGACAGGGUGGCACAUGGCGACUAUUAGGAUCAGUUGUUUUCAUACAUCGUCAGGAACUCAUAACCACGUUGUACAUUGGAUUCUUGGGAUUAAUUUUUUCAUCCUAUUUUGUUUAUCUUGCUGAGAAGGAUGCCGUUGAUGAGGAUGGAAAGACAGGUUUUUCCAGCUAUGCUGAUGCUCUUUGGUGGGGUGUGGUAAGUCUUUACAAAUGCGUGCGCAAAC